This is a messenger RNA of Venustampulla echinocandica, 3534 nucleotides long. Its product is annotated as Protein kinase C. The transcript has 7 exons. Gene Ontology annotation, molecular function: ATP binding; diacylglycerol-dependent serine/threonine kinase activity. The record is from RefSeq and is a predicted model, not a curated record. Gene Ontology annotation, biological process: protein phosphorylation; signal transduction; fungal-type cell wall biogenesis. NCBI's taxonomy places the organism in Eukaryota, Fungi, Ascomycota, Leotiomycetes, Helotiales, Pleuroascaceae. Bases 1 to 3534 code for a protein of 1177 amino acids.
AUGAAUAAUGACGACGACGCCCUCAGCUCGGUCUACAAGAAGAUCGAGCGCGAGCGGGCUCUGCUCAAUGCCGCCAACCAGAUGAGGCAGCAGACACAGAAUGAGCAGGUCAGGGCCAGGAUAGACACCCAGAUGCGCGAGGGCCGCCGGAACAUCCAGUAUCUGGAAGAACGGAUGCAAGAACUACAGAUGCGCCGGUUGGGACAAGGCGUGGACAACAUGAGUAUGGGAUCUGGCGGCUCUGGCGGCUCAGGCGGUGGAGGCCAAGGUAGACCUCACAGUACUGGACUCCGGAACGACAGAGAUGCCCCGCCUGCGCCGCCUCCAAAAGACUCAAGAGGUGGUUAUAUGGAAGCCGGUGGAGAUAGAGGCGGCUAUGGCCAGCAAGACUACCAGCAGGUUGGGGGACAUGGUGAUAUGAUGCCUCCUAGACAUCCCUACGCCCCGCCGGGGCCUGGCACUGGCAUGCCAAAAUCACGUCCGAAUUUUACAAAGCUUGAUCUCAUCAAAUACGAUACUCCCCAUUUGGGCCCUCGGAUCCAGCUUAUGCUGUCACAACUCGAAUUCAAACUCAAUGUCGAAAAGCAAUAUCUCAAGGGUAUCGAGAAAAUGGUCCAGUUGUACCAGAUGGAGGGGGAUAGAAAGAGUCGAGCAGAUGCUGCAGGCCGGAGAGUUGAGAGCAAUCAGAAAAUCCAACUUCUCAAGCAAGCGCUCAAACGGUACGAGGAUCUUCAUAUUGAUAUGGAGAGUACAGCAGAUGCCCCAGAUGACGACAGCAUAAAUACACCAAAUAUGCGAAAACCUUUAACAGGACUUCUCACGGUACGGGUACACGCUGUCAAGGAUGUUGAUCAUGCUACGACCGGCCGGUUUGCCCGGGGCCCGGAAACGUUCGUUGCUCUCAAGGUUGAAGACAACGUUGUGGCACGCACAAAGACGUCCCGGACUGAUAGAUGGGACAACGAAUUUCACAAUAUAAAUGUGGAGAAGGCGAACGAGAUCGAGCUUACUGUCUACGAUAAGCCCAGCGACCACCCUCUGCCCAUUGGUCUCUUGUGGAUCAGAUUAUCCGAUAUCGUUGAAGAGAUGCGGCGCAAGAAAAUCGAGGCCGAGAUCAAUAGUUCUGGCUGGGUUUCUGCGGAUCGAAUGGCGGAUGGUGGUGGUGGUGGUAUGCCAGGCAUGCCACCCCCUCAGUUUAAUAUGAACCCUACGCAGCCUCAAUAUGGCGCCCCUCCACAAAGUUCCGGAGGCGGUGGGCCAAAUCCUAUGAUGGGAGCUCCUAAUGCUGUAGUAGCUCCUCAGCCUAUUGACGCGUGGUUUGCCCUUGAGCCCACUGGUGCCGUACAUCUAACCAUAAGCUUUACCAAGCAAGCCAAAGACCGCAGACCCUUCGAUGUUGGACUUAACAGAAAAGGAGCUAUACGACAACGCAAGGAGGAGGUUCAUGAGAUGUACGGACACAAAUUCGUGCAGCAACAGUUCUACAACAUCAUGCGUUGUGCCUUGUGUGGCGAUUUCCUCAAGUACUCUGCUGGCAUGCAGUGCGAGGACUGCAAAUAUACUUGCCAUACUAAGUGCUAUUCAAGUGUUGUCACGAAAUGCAUAAGCAAGUCCAACGCCGAGACGGAUCCUGACGAGGAGAAGAUCAAUCAUCGUAUUCCUCAUCGUUUCGAGAAGUUUUCGAAUAUGAGUGCGAAUUGGUGCUGCCAUUGUGGUUAUAUCUUGCCUUUUGGCAAGAAGAAUUGUCGCAAAUGUUCUGAAUGCAGUCUUACUUGUCACGCCCAAUGUGUGCACCUUGUCCCAGAUUUCUGCGGCAUGUCGAUGGCCGUUGCUAAUGUGAUUCUUGACGGUAUCCGAAAUCAAAAGCGACGACAGACAGCUCAACCCACAAUGAGUGGCCGUACUUUACGACCACAGUCUGGCAGGACCCCAGAGCAAGGCCAGCUUACUGACUCUGGUGCUCAGCAAGUCGCCCCGGAUAGGAUCAACUCCUUUGGAAGCUUGCCGGCAUCGUCCCCCCAAGCCACGGAGGCAGCAAAGACAAUGUAUUCCCAGGGUCAAACGUCACCUCAAAGGCCGCCCGGUGCUGAUCGGUCGUCCUCUUCAUCGGCGAUGGCUGCUGCUAGUGCCGCGAUGUCUGGGCAGCGAACAUCUUCUCAACGAGAUCCGUACCAGCGUGCCUCGACUGACUAUACUGGCGGGAUGUCUUCUGGUGGCUAUAGCCCCUCAGGUCAACUUGGUGCCCAUCCCGAAGAUUAUGGCGCACCUCCUAAACCCCAGGCCCCCUCGCACCCAGCCUACAACCCAGCAGCGUAUGUUAAUAUUGGCGGUUAUCCACCACAGCAGCCUCAGCAAGCCCAGCAACCUCAGCAGCAGCCAAUGCAGCAGCAACAAACCCCGACCGCUGCGUAUUACAAUGCACCUGGGCCAACUCUAGCUCAAGCACCAAUAUCAGAGCCAGCACCGCCUUCUGUAUCGGCUGCUGUGGUCCCUCAAAAGGCUGCACCCGCAGCCAACGAACCAGGAACUGGCCGUCGUAUUGGCUUGGACCAUUUCAAUUUCCUAGCUGUUCUCGGCAAAGGUAACUUUGGUAAGGUCAUGCUUGCGGAAACAAAACAAUCGAAGCAGCUGUAUGCCAUCAAAGUUCUAAAGAAAGAGUUCAUUAUCGAGAAUGAUGAGGUUGAGAGCACCCGGUCCGAAAAGCGAGUAUUCUUAAUUGCGAACAAGGAGCGGCAUCCAUUCUUGCUCAGUCUACAUGCCUGUUUCCAGACAGAGACUAGAGUCUACUUCGUCAUGGAGUAUAUCAGUGGUGGUGAUCUUAUGUUACAUAUUCAGCGGGGUCAAUUUGGUACAAAACGUGCACAGUUCUAUGCUGCUGAGGUUUGUCUAGCAUUAAAGUAUUUCCAUGAAAAUGGCGUUAUAUACCGUGAUCUGAAGUUGGACAACAUUCUCUUGACGCUAGAUGGCCACAUCAAGAUUGCGGAUUAUGGUCUUUGCAAAGAAGAGAUGUAUUUUGGUUCUACGACAAGCACUUUCUGUGGUACUCCGGAAUUCAUGGCUCCCGAGAUCUUGCUGGACAAGAAAUAUGGGCGCGCUGUUGAUUGGUGGGCAUUUGGUGUUCUUAUCUAUCAAAUGCUCCUCCAACAAUCUCCCUUCCGCGGUGAAGACGAAGACGAAAUCUACGACGCAAUUCUUGCGGAUGAGCCAUUAUACCCUAUUCACAUGCCGCGCGAUUCCGUUUCAAUCCUUCAAAAGCUGCUCACGAGAGAGCCUGACCAGCGUCUUGGAAGCGGACCAACUGAUGCCCAAGAAAUCAUGAGCCAGCCCUUCUUCAGAAACAUCAACUGGGAUGAUGUCUACCACAAGAGGAUUCAACCGCCCUUCCAGCCUCAGAUUACAAGUGCUACAGACACGAGCAAUUUCGAUUCCGAGUUCACCAGUGUGACUCCAGUACUAACGCCUGUCCAGUCUGUCUUAUCUCAGGCAAUGCAAGAGGAAUUCCGCGGCUUCUCGUACUCGGCCGACUUUAUCUGA